Molecule: messenger RNA, 1023 nt
Organism: Sesamum indicum (sesame)
Lineage: Eukaryota; Viridiplantae; Streptophyta; Magnoliopsida; Lamiales; Pedaliaceae
Product: peptidyl-prolyl cis-trans isomerase FKBP17-2, chloroplastic
Cellular component (GO): chloroplast
Molecular function (GO): peptidyl-prolyl cis-trans isomerase activity
Source: RefSeq, a predicted model, not a curated record
CUGCAUAAAAAGAGAUCAUCAAUCAUCACAUGUAAAGAUAAGGUAGGGCCAUUAGCUCAAACAGAUACUAUAAAUAUCUAUACUCAAUCCCAUACCCCAAACUGUUUUUGAACCAAUAAUUUGUGUAUGUGAAGGAAAUGGCAUCCUUCUUUGUAUCACCACCAUCUCUAUCUCACUCCAUCACAAGAAGUAACUACUUCUCAUCUUCACAAACCCCAUCUCCCCAGCCACCAAAUCAACCUUCACAGCCACAAACCACCACCCCAACUCAAAAGCUCAGUGCAGAGCUACCGCCACCGGCCGCUGCUAAGGUGUUGGAAGAAAGGCCUAGCAGGGCUGCCGCCAAAACAAGUGUAGAGUCCACUGAUUGGAUUGCUUCCACGUUAACUAGGCGGUUUGGCAUCGGUGCUGGUCUGGCUUGGGUUGGUUUUCUUGCUUUUGGUGUUGUUUCUGAGCAAAUCAAGACUCGAUUUGAAGUUUCACAACAAGAAGCAAACACAAGAGAUGUUGAGAAGGAAGAAGAGGUAGUGUUGCCCAAUGGCAUAAGGUAUUAUGAGCUGAGGGUAGGAGGAGGCGCGUCUCCAAGGCCAGGGGAGUUGGUGGUGAUGAAUGUGAAAGGGAGUGUGCAAGGCAGUGGAGAAGUGUUUGUUAACACAUUUGAAGGUGAGAAGAAGAAGCCACUUGCACUUGUGAUGGGAUCAAGGCCUUACAGCAAGGGAAUAUGUGAAGGUAUAGAGUAUGUAUUGGGCAGUAUGAAGGCAGGUGGGAAAAGGAGAGUGAUCAUACCAUCUACAUUGGGGUUUGGGGAAGAAGGUGCAGAUUUAGGUGAAGGACUGCAAAUUCCUCCUUUUGCUGCACUUGAAUAUGUAAUAGAGGUUGAUAGAGUUUCAAUUGCACCAGCAUGAUCAUGUUUUUUUUAUGAAACUUUUAUUGUGUUUUGAAUUAAUUGGUGGCGUCCAAGAUUUGUUUUUCUAUAUUGAAAAAUAACAACCGUUGUAAUAUAUAGUAUGGUUUUUCGCUCAA